This is a messenger RNA of Fusarium tjaetaba, 1533 nucleotides long. Its product is annotated as multidrug transporter. The transcript has 3 exons. NCBI's taxonomy places the organism in Eukaryota, Fungi, Ascomycota, Sordariomycetes, Hypocreales, Nectriaceae. Bases 1 to 1533 code for a protein of 510 amino acids. The record is from RefSeq and is a predicted model, not a curated record.
AUGCAGACUGAACACUUCACACAAGUCCACAUCGGGGAUGGUGAUGGCAACGUGCAACAAAUUUCGCAACAGAACCUCGAUGUGACAUCCUUCUCUGGUGAGGAAGCUCGGUUCCAGGAAAAACUGUUGAAGCUUUGCCCCGCGAAUCUCUGGCACAAGGCUUCUUACACAGCAGGAUGUCCGCGACCUGUACUAGUGGGCCAACAUCACCAGCGGCAGCUGAAAGAUCUUCACGAAGCUUUGACAGCGGCCAUCACGGAUGUUGUGCAACGCUGGUGGAGUGACAGAGAUGCACGGUUCCCAGAGCGUAUGCCAUUAGAGGCGAAGGAGGAGGAGCUCCUGCAAUGGAUCGAAAGCCAAGUCCUUGUCGGGAACCUGCCGCAGUUCUCGCAGUGUCGGGGAUCAUGGCGUCCAGACUUCCUGGUGGAGGACAGCAGCGAGCGGGAAGAGAAUCACUGUAUUACAGAAAUCAAUGCACGUUUCUCUUUUAACGGAUUCAUGCACGAGGCCUAUGGACAAGUGGCAACCAACAAGAGCAUAGAGAGCGCGGAGGCGGAGUUCAUGUCCGCAACUGACCCUGACACCAUACUGGAAGGACUGUUCAGCUUAUUCGAUCCCGAGUAUCCACUACAUCUUCUGAAAGGUACCGAAAAAGGCAUCGAUAUCCACAUGUUCAUCAAUGCCGUCGAGCAUCGUUUCGGCGCAAAGCCACGGCUCAUCGCCCCCGCAGACCUCAGACUAGUCCCCGAUGCACGUAGCAAAAGCGGGUUCCGGUUGUGCUGUGUCAUACAUGAUCGGGAUGACCAAGUCCCCAAUACCUGGAGAUUUGUAUCGCCAAUUGGUGAGAUUUAUGAAGAGAUGCAUCAGAUUGGGCUUGAGUUACAUCAAUGGGAACUUCUCGCUCUAGAGCCGGAAAUGCUGCGUCAGAUCAGCCUGCGGUGUUUUAACGAUAUGCGAACUAUACUUCUCGUGCAUGACAAGCGGAUGUUGGGCAUUGUGAGACAGGAGAUCCCGAAGCUAGUGGAGCGCGGAGUAGUGACCUCGGUUCAAGCUGAAGCCCUACGUUUUGGCGUCGUGGAGACACUUCUUCCUGGUUCUCCGGAGCUGAAAGAUCUUCUGCAAGUGUCCCUUACUUCUCCCGACUUGAGACACAGCUACAUCCUCAAACCGAUCCGCAGUGGCAAAGGCAACGGCAUCAUUUUCGGGGAGGAUGUCACGGGACCCGAGUGGAGAUCCCUUCUGCAAGCUCUCACAUGGCCUGGUGGUAUUUCAGAAGAUUUGUGCGUGGUACAGCGGCGUAUUAUUCCGCGUAAGUACAAUCUUGUGCUGCGUGCAUCAGAAGGGAUGGUUCAGUAUGGUCUGGUGGGAACGUACCACGUUACAAACGGGAAGUUGCUUGGUCUUGGCAACUGGCGUGCGAGCGGAGGCCGAAUUGUUGCCGUAGCAUCUGGGGGAUCUUGGAUUUGUUCGAUCAUGAGAAGGGCCAAGGACGCUCAUGAAGAAUGCGGCAUUAACAACGGUGACUUACUUUAG